AUGUGGAAACGAUUCGGCAUUAAGGCUACAUCCAGCGACAUCAAGUGCUGCGCUCCUCACCCCGUCGACUUGAACAGAUUCCGCUCUUCGGAGGCAGCUUACAUAGAGGAGUUCCUGAGCUUCUUGAACGUCUGGGAGCAACAUGCAAAAAGUGGCGGGUUCCUGAGCAAGAGUACUGCGGAAGGACUGAGAGUCACCCUCAAGAGCACUACAAGCCUUCUGGAAUACUUAUCAUCUCAUGGCUAUCGCUAUCUGAUGACCGUAAGACUCAGCCAGGACAGUUUGGAACGUGUUUUUGGCAUCAUCAGACAGACAUUUGGACCGAAUGAUCAUCCAACACCAACACAGUUUUUAGUAGCAACAAACUGUUUCAGUUUUUAUAACUUGGCAAAAUCUCCUGUUGGAUGUGCAGUUUCAGAGGGGAUUGUGUCAUCCCUUCUAAGCACCGCAGAAGGAGCUUCAUCAACUGGAGACCUGGAUGCUCUCAUGGAUGCCGGAGACUUGGACUGUGUGCAACAAAGGAUGGACUCUGACCAGAUGUCCUGUGUUCAACAGAAGAGUGACUCGCGCUUGAUAUACUAUGUUGCAGGGUAUACAGCAAGGAAAUCUCUUGCCACUCUUAACUGUGCGUAAUGUUCUGCUUCUUGUUUGAAGGAUUCUCCUGUAAGGGACCUCCUCCAUCCUUCCAGCUUCACGCAAGCCAUUGACCGUG
This is a messenger RNA of Ornithodoros turicata, 712 nucleotides long. RefSeq lists its product as uncharacterized. The record is from RefSeq and is a predicted model, not a curated record. NCBI's taxonomy places the organism in Eukaryota, Metazoa, Arthropoda, Arachnida, Ixodida, Argasidae. Bases 1 to 633 code for a protein of 210 amino acids. The transcript has 3 exons.